AUGGAAAGUUCAAAUCAUUUAGCCUGGGCUUCCUCGAUUGAGUUGUGGUACAAAGGUCAAGGUGUCCAAGAUCACCUAAAUAUUAAGGCUAGUGUGGUAGAUGAAAAGGAAAAAUCUAGUGCGGAAGAUGCGAAAGCCAAAGAACAAUGGGAGAAAGUUGACGCUCAAUUAUGUAGUCUCUUAAGGCGAUCUAUUGAUUCUAAGUUAAUGCCCUUAUUUUGCUCAUUCCAGACAUGUUAUCGAGUUUGGGAAAAGUCUCGUGCUUUAUACACUAAUGACAUAUCUCAUUUUUAUGAUGCGAUAUCUCGAAUGACCAACUUGCAGAAACAGAAAUCCAAUAUAUCCACUGACUUGGGACAAGUACAAGCAGGCAGGGAAGAAUUUGAUACAUUGAUGCCCAUCACUGCGGAUGUGAAAAACAAAAAGAGAACAGGAUGGAAGCAGGCUAUGAUUAAUGAGAUGUCUGCUUUAUAUGCGAGUGGUACUUGGGAGCUUGUUUCUCUUCCUACAGACAUUCUUGAGAAGACAGGAAUGACGGGAUAUAGACCCAUUGACACUCCUAUGGAUCCAAAUGCUAAACUUCUGCUAGAACAGGGGGAGCCACUCAGUGAUCCUAAAAAGUAUAGGCAGUUGGUUGUAAAGUUGAAUCAUCUUACCGUGACUAGAUCUGACAUAUCCUUUUCUGUGAGUGUUGUAAGUCAGUUUAUGAAUUUUCCUUGUGAUAAUCAUUGGGAUGCAGUUGUUUGUACUUCACGAUAUAUAAAGUCAGCUCUAGGUAAAGGACUACUCUUUGAGGAUCGAGGUCACGAGCAUAUCAUUGGAUACACAGAUGCUGAUCAGGCAGGAUCACCCUCUGAUAGAUGUUCUACCUCCGAAUAUUGUGUUUUAGUAGGAGGUAAUUUGGUGUCUUGGAAGUGUAAGAAACAGAGUGUGGCUUCUUGA
Molecule: messenger RNA, 942 nt
Organism: Capsicum annuum
Lineage: Eukaryota; Viridiplantae; Streptophyta; Magnoliopsida; Solanales; Solanaceae
Exons: 3
Coding region: 1-942 (313 amino acids)
Source: RefSeq, a predicted model, not a curated record